Messenger RNA from Hirsutella rhossiliensis, 5142 nucleotides. Its product is annotated as PIF1-like helicase domain-containing protein. Gene Ontology annotation, molecular function: DNA helicase activity. NCBI's taxonomy places the organism in Eukaryota, Fungi, Ascomycota, Sordariomycetes, Hypocreales, Ophiocordycipitaceae. The transcript is spliced from 10 exons. Bases 1 to 5142 code for a protein of 1713 amino acids. The record is from RefSeq and is a predicted model, not a curated record. Gene Ontology annotation, biological process: telomere maintenance; DNA repair.
AUGAAUCGGCAGCCCGGGGGAGAGCGGAAGAGGAAGGGCCGCACCCCCGGCGGGCAGGCCUUAGGGAAAUGCUCCCGGGUCCGGGUGGGCCAGAAAACCCCAAGACGGAGGGAGCUGCAGGCCGAGGACCUAGCCAGCGUACUGCAGCACCUCGAGGAGGAGUUCGCGGCGGGCGAGAGGCUCGCAGACGAGCAGACGUGGUGCAUGCCGGUGCCGCGCGCGAGGCAGGUGCGAACGGUGCAGAGGUUCUACCGGGCGUUCCACGACGCCGGCACGCUACCGGUCUUGACCUGCAAGGUAUGUUACCGGAAGCGGUCAAGAGAGGAGCUAAGGGAAAUGGCGUGGGAGAGGUGGCCAUGGCGGAGCCCCGUCACGGAGGGCGGCCGGUCUCUAUUCGCGUGCCGAAGCUGCUUCCCCGAGGGCCGGGCGGUGCCGGUAUGCGCAGAGUGCGCGCGGUGCCUCGGGCGUGAGAGGGCUUCGCCUGGCAUGCACCUCCACGGCCGGCUCGGCUGCGAGCACGCGUACCCCGACGAGCUCAAGGGCCUCACGCCGGUCGAGGAGAAGCUGAUCUCGCUCAACUCGUGCUACGGCUUCGUGACGAGGUAUAGCAUCCCCGGCGGGCAGAGGCAGAGCGUGAGUCCGGUUAUGGACGAGAUCCAUGUCUCGUGGCAGGGGGCCGAGAAGCCGGGGCCACGCGACCUGUCGGGCCUCCUGUCGGUAAGGCGGCGGGCGGUCGAGAGGGCGCUCGUCUGGCUUAAGGAGAACAACCCGCUCUACGGCGAGGUCGAGAUCGACGUGGCGGAGAUGGAGAGCUGGGGGGCGCCGCCGCACGGGGUGCCGUCGGUGGUAUGCGAGCGCCUGGAGCGAAACGAGCCGUCAGCGCGGGAGAGGACGCGGACCGCGCAGGUGGUGCCGCCGACGGAGCGGGCCAUGGACGACGAGGGCGCGGUCGAGAUCGAGGAGAUCCUCGUCAUGUUAAGCCAGGGGCGGGAUCCCGCGGAGAGUCGCGACGUCAGGCCCACGUGCGACGACGAAGAGGACGGCGCUAGGCCCGAAGAGGGCGGGGAAGGUGGCGGACGCCGAGAAGAUUCGCUUCGCCCGCGACGCCGUCGGGCCGACGGAGCGCGCGCCCGCGCAGGCCCGAGGACGUGGGUGGGGACGGCGGCCGGAGGGGCGGCGCGCGGCGGCGAUGGCGACAAGUACGAGCCCUAUAUCCAGGUACGGCGCGGCAACGAGUUCGCCGACUCGGCGGACGCCUCCUUCUUCGCCAAGACCUUCCCGACGCUAUUUCCCUUUGGCGUGGGGCCGAGGCUCGCCGACGAGGCCGCUACCCGUGGAAGCGAGACUACCGGGUGGCGGGGCCGGGCUGCCGAGGCGGAGCGGGUCGCGGAGGGCCUCACGUCGACCCGGAACAUGAACCUCCAAGCAUGGGCCGACGUCGUGCUACGGCGCCACGGCGGCCGGCGUAACGAGGAAGAACUUCGCAAAGGUCGAGGGUCUACUAAAGUCGUUAACGACGCAGAGGCUCGAGGCGGCGAGGUCGAGCUCGAGGCCACGGGCAAGACCGGCGACGACGGGGUAAAGGAGCUCCUCCGGUCCCUAUCGGUGUUUGGCCACCGGCAGCCGAUGUCGAGGGAGAGCCGCCUAAGUAUGCGGAAGAAGAUACUAUCUCUCAUCGUCAGAUACGGGGUGCCGGCCAUUUGGUUCACGCUAAACCCGAACGAUAUUACGAACCCGGUAAAGCUACGGCUGGCGGCGUACCGCGCCCGCGACCCCGAAGCGGCCGAGGCCUUCCUAAGAGAGCUAGGGACUGCGUAUAAGCGGGUGCGGCUGGCGAUAGCGGACCCGAUGAGCGCGGCCGUCUUCUUUCACCGGGAGAUAAAGCUCUUCUUCGAGCAUUACGUCGACGUCGGGGACGAGUCGGUGUUCGGGCACGUCGGGGCGUACUACGGGGCGGUAGAGACGAACGAACGAGGUGCUCUCCACCUCCACGGGCUUCUCUGGCUAAAGGGCAAUGCGCGCCUCGGCGAGGCGCUGGCCGGCGCCGGCGGCGAGGAGCAGGCAGCGUACCGGGAGCGAAUAAUCCGCUACGUAGACAGCGUCUUCUCCGAGGAGCUAGACGCAGAAGGGCACCACGCUGUGCAGGCGGAGCGGUCGAUCACGGCGCACAUGUCGUCGUGGCUUGACGACGUCGAGCGCUUAACGGACGCGUUCGACGAGGAGGCCAACUUCUGCGCCGGCGCGACGCAGGUCCACACGCAUAGCGCGACCUGCGUCAAGUACUCGCUCGCGGGGCCGGUCGUGGGCGACCUCUGCCGUUUUAAGGCGCCCUGGAGGCUAGUAGAGAGGACGGCGCUCACGGCGGACGGCGUGCUGGAGAUCCGGCGGACACAUAGCAUGGUGAACCGGUGGAACAAGGCGAUGGCGGUAGGGCUGCGGCACAACCACGACAUCUCGUUCAUCGCGACGCAGCGCAAGACCAUGGCCCUGAUCUACUACAUCACCAACUAUGCGACUAAGGUCGAGGUGAUCGCCGACCUCCUGGGGUAUCCCGCGGAGUUUUGCAGCGGCGCGGCGUGGGCGUACGUGAACACGAACCAGCUCUACUGGGCCGUCUUCCGCCAGUGGCGGCACCUCCGACUGGCGAGCGGGGUAGAGGCGACGGCGAGCGACGCGCCGGACGAGACGGUCGUCGUCGAGGAGGCGGGGCCGAGGAUCUCCUUCAUCGAGGCCUACCGGCAUAGAGGCGGGCUCCUACAGGGCCUCUGUCUCUACGACUACGCGUCGCUCGUAAGGCUGAAACGGAAUGGCGGAGGCGCCGAGGGCUGCGCGGCCUGGGGCGAGAUACCCUUUAACGAGAGCUGGGCUCCGGGAAGGACUGGGCGCAAGUGCUCAGACGGCCGGGUAAGGGGCGAGCGUACGCCUGACGGGUACCUCAGUAAGGAGUUCGGCGAGGAAGACGAGGAGUCAUGUCAUCGGAGGGCGGCGGUGCAGCAUCUAGCGCUGAUCGCGCGGCUCGCGGACAACGUACAGCUGCUCCGGCGGUCGGCGGAGGACGCCAAGCGCGACGCCAGGCAAUGGGCCGCUACGACCGAGGAGGGCGAGCCGGCGGCGGCGGCACGCGCCAACGAGGGCGCGGAGGAGGCGGCCGAGGGGGGCGGGCAGGUGUACCGCGCCGGCGGCGCAGGCGACGCGGCGCGGCUCAUCGACGUUGUCCGGAACGCCGCCGGCGCGGGCCAGGUAACGGCGCGGUCGGCGGAGCUGCUGGCGAUGACGCAGCAGCUCUGCCGGUUUCAGCAGUCGGCGCUCUCGUCGGCGGCCGAGCUCGAUGCGACGGUGGUGGCGGGCGAGGCGGGGCCGAGGCGGGUAAUCCUCGCGGGGUCGACCCUCUCCGGGGCGGCGCUGCCGCGGCAAGAGCAGGUAAGAGCCAUCAAGUCGCAGCAGAGGAGCGCCGCGCGGGAGCGGGAGCGGGCGAUCCAAGGAAUCCAGGGCGGCGCGGCGGCGUCGGCGCCCGGGGCCGACCGAGGUGCGGCGCUACGCGGGGUGAUGGGCGGCUUCGGCGAGGACGACGUCGAGGUGACGGCAGCGGACGCCGACGCGGGGAUGCGUGUGCGGCUCGGCCCGUCGAGCUCGUUUGUCGCCGCCGGCAGGGAGCUAGCGGGCCGGCUAACGCUUAACGAGAAGCAGUCGAUCGCCCUCCUCAUCAUAUGCCGCCAGCUCGAUCAGGCCCGGCAGGGCGGCGACGCCGGCGACAGCGGCGACGCCGGCCAGCUCUGUCUAUUCGUCGGCGGCGAGGGCGCUACUAAUCACGGCGACAUCGGGGACGGCGGCGGCGCGGAUCAACGGCAUCACCUGCACUCGGCCUGCGGCCUCUUGGUCGGCCAGGGCGGCCAGGCGGGGUCGGCGAGGGAGGUAGACGGGGUGCGGCUGCCGGGACAGGGCGAACGCUUCGUCGACGGCCGGUCGCGGAUGGACUGGCAGGAGAAGGAGGUGCUGGUGAUCGACGAGGUCAGCAUGCUCGGGGCGCGCACGCUGCACGCGGCGAACGAGCAGCUCUGCCGGCUGCGGGGCUCGCCGCGGGACUUCGGCGGCAUCCCGGUAGUCAUCCUCUGCGGCGACUUCCAUCAGUUCCGGCCGGUGCAGGAGCGGUCGAUCCUGCUGCCGAGCGCGGCGGUGCCGUGGGACGCGGACGGCGCGUUCGCGGCCGAGCGGCGGCGGCAGCACGAUAAGGCGCACGCGCUAUGGAGGAAGUUUACGACGGUCGUCAUGCUCGACGAGCAGAUGCGCGCCGCCGGCGACCCGGAGCUACGGCGGCUGCUCGGGCGGAUCCGGCGGGGGGAGCAGGACCGGUCGGACCUAGACCUCCUCAACUCGAGGUGCUACCGGGCGGGCAGGCGGAUACCGUGGGAGACUGGGGUGACGGUGGUGACGCCGCUUAACAGGAAUCGCUGGAACCUCAACCUAGAGGCGGCCCUCGCGUUCCGGGCCCGGCAACGGACGGCGGCGCGCAUCUUCGUCUCCGAGCAUAAGUGGAGGGACGGCACGCCGACGGAGGAGGAGGCGGUGCUGAUGCUAGGCCAGGGCGACGACAGCGCGACUCCGGUGCCGGCCGUCUUCCUCUUCGUGCCCGGCAUGCCGGUCGUCGUGAACCAGAACACGCACCAGGGGCUGAAGCUAGUGAACGGGGCCGGGUACACGGCGGUCGACGUCAUACCCGACCGGGCCUUCCCCGGCCACCGGGUCUCGGCGGAGCUGACAAUGCACUUCGGGCCGCCGCCGGAGGGCCUGCCGUGCGCCGCGGCCUUCGCCUGCACCGACUACAAGGUGCAGGGCGGGACGCUGGAGCGCGUGGCGCUGGAGCUCCGGGGGGCGAGGACGACGACCGUCGACGGGCGCGCGGUACCGUCGCCGUGCGACCCGUAUAGCCUAUACGUGCAGCUAUCGCGGUGCCCGACGCUCGACGGCAUCAUGCUCGUGUCGGAGGUGCGGGAGAGGGACCUGGUAGGGAACAGGGUGCCCGAGGAGAUGACGGCGGCGCAGGCACGGCUAGAGAGGCUCAGUGAGAGGACCGUCGGGGAGGCGCUACGCUGGCUCGGCGAUGACCUCCGGGGCCGCGGGAGGACAAGACGAGACUGGGGAUAA